AUGGACGCGAUGGCACGACGAGAUCAAGCGCCAAAGUCUCAAGAUGGGAAUGUCGCCAACGUGAAAGGUUCGAAUGGUGCACUUGCCAAGAAUGGACCUGUUGCUGGGCUAUCCACGACGGCGAGUUAUUCCGAGCAAUCUUCUCAUAAUAUCAACUUAGACGGUGCUAGAGCUGUUGCUUCAAACAAGCGAAAGUGUAUGGAGCCAGAAUCCUCAAGUUCUAGUAACAAACGAACUCUAUUGGUGCAAUCUCAUGAAAAAACUCCACGCCCAACUUUAGUCACCCAUCAUACAGAUCCUUCAGACAAUGGCACACAGUCCCGUUAUGAUACGCCUGGCAAUCAUAUACAGACUCGAUUGGGAAAAGACCAGCCACUAGAUAUCCACGACGCUGCAGACAAAAAAGCGACAAAGAGUGCAAAAAGCGAAGCAGUAAAGGCUCGUGUUGAGGAUUUAAAAGCGGAACGAGUUGCCAAAGGGAAAACAUUAGCGAAGCUUGCCAGGAAGCUCCACAAGCAACGAAAAAUUGCUGCCACACAGCAAGAAAUACUUGAAAACUUGGUUAACGAAAAUAAGCGACAUUAUGGAUUAUUGAACUCUGUCCAUCUUAGAAGAGCGUGA
This is a messenger RNA of Botrytis porri, 621 nucleotides long. RefSeq lists its product as uncharacterized. NCBI's taxonomy places the organism in Eukaryota, Fungi, Ascomycota, Leotiomycetes, Helotiales, Sclerotiniaceae. The record is from RefSeq and is a predicted model, not a curated record. The coding region runs from base 1 to 621 and encodes 206 amino acids. The transcript is spliced from 3 exons.